Messenger RNA from Cuculus canorus (common cuckoo), 439 nucleotides. Its product is annotated as pancreatic secretory trypsin inhibitor-like. The record is from RefSeq and is a predicted model, not a curated record. NCBI's taxonomy places the organism in Eukaryota, Metazoa, Chordata, Aves, Cuculiformes, Cuculidae. Gene Ontology annotation, molecular function: protein binding. The transcript has 4 exons. Bases 94 to 384 code for a protein of 96 amino acids.
GUCCCACUAUAGACUGCCAAAGACAGGAUACUUGAAAGCCUGAUAAGUGUCCCAUUUCCUCUUUGCUGUCUCCAGUAAAGCAUCGCCUUGACCAUGAAGGCAACUGCUGUUUUCCUGCUUCUCUCCCUGGCACUCUGCUGCUACAGAGGAAACGCUGAGAUGAAUGGAGCUGCUGACGAAGGAACAGAGGCAGCUUGUGGUACCUAUGAUCUGAAAAAAGGUUGUACAAAGAUCUUCGACCCCAUCUGCGGCACAGACAACACCGUCUACAGCAACGAGUGUCUCUUGUGCGCUCAGAACCUGCAAAAACACACUAAUGUGCGCAUCAAGAACAGGGGAAUGUGCAAAAAACACUCCCCACACCCCAACUCCGCUGAAAACUAAAAGAUGCAAUGAUUCCAGAGCAGACAACACAAAGAACUCCCUCACCUAUACAAAC